AUGGCGCCCGCUCCUUUGUCGCUCUUUCCCGCACCCUCGACUUCAUCAGGACUGCCGCGUAAGACCAGCUUGAGGAGGAAUAAGAGUCAGAAUACUCCCAACGCCAACGGCGAGGUCAAUCUCAAAGGCGUGGCUUUCCAAGUCGUCAAUUCUCCCAUAUCUUCCCACCAGGUUCAACCGCCGCCCGACCCUAUCAAACAUUCCUUAUUCUGUGAUCCUUAUAAUACACAAUCAAGAUCUCGAACACCCGAGCCUCGCUUGAUGACCAGCUCAGAUUCAUCACCGAAAGCUCCACUGCGACGUCAAUCGGCAACAAGGCGACGAUCGAACCCUCUAAUGCAAAGUCCUUCUUUCUAUGAGGAGACCUCCGCGACCGAAGAUCGAUUGGCUCCUCUACCUGUGAACACUCACUUCGGGUCUGGCUCGCCUAGCAAGAGAGGCCUAGUCUCGCAGCUCAAACGACCAAAUGUUCCGUUCAGCAUCCAACCCGAGAAGGCCAACACGCCCACCUCACCCACAUGCGAAGACGACCAACUAUCGCCGCUCCCAAGCAAGACCCAAUUUCAGUCCCCAAAGCAGUCUUCAGAAUCUCCCGCCAGCUUCUACUCGACUAGCUCACCACCUGGCAAGACAGCUUCGAGUCCGGCAUCAACAGUUUCGACGUCCAUGAGGUCCCUAUUCCCAGUCUACGACCCGAGCAGACCUCUCGACCGUCAGAGCUACUAUCCCAACCCAGACGCAGUAUCGCCUCCAAUUAGCGUCAGUGAAAGCUUCAGCAAGAUCUCCCGUCCCGUCGACAGAGCCCCUGUCAAACGGAAUGACUCCGCUCUGGGACUUGUGGACGGAUACGAGCACAUACAUGCCGCCGCGCAUUGCGACAUGGUCGCACUGUGGAAAGCGUCGCGAGACGAACAUCCCGUUGCCGGAAGAAAAGUCCAAUUGGGUCUCUACCAGCCUCCCGGAAACGGGAAAAGUCUAGCCAUCGGGACAUCGCCUCAAGACUUGAUCUAUUCCCUCACGAGGGACCACGACAUCGACGACUCUGGCCUUGCGCCCAAACAAUUCGCCAUCAAGAAACACUGUCCCAUCGCACCCGCCACUUCUUCCGUCGCUAAACUCUCCCUCCCUCAAUGGAAAUCGGACAAGCUUGGCAAAGAAAUCAACGAAUCUACCGCCAUUUUCCCACACGCCGCGGCUCUCGAUGCUAUUGAAGCCAUCGCCGAUUCCUCGGAAGCACAACACAUCGCCGCUUACGACCCUACCGCACAAUCCCAACAAGCAGCCCACCUCGCCCAAGACGCCGUCAACGAGGCCCAUCGAAGGUACAGCUGCAAUCUCAUCAAACGAGCCCGAACGCGGGAUACCCUCGGCGCCGUCACGGCAGCAUAUGCCCUCGUACAUCCCAUCAUCGGGACGUGUGCCGUCACGGUAUCCAAAUCUUUCUCUUCAACUGGAGGAGGAGGAGGGGGAGCAGGAGGAGGACCACGGGCGAAGAUUUCCCUCCAUCAUCCGAGUGCGACGCCGGCUGCGGUUGCUGCGGAUACGUUGAAUCUGGCUUUUAUUGAUUUCGCGCACGAUGCUUGUGUGAUUGAUUUGCCCGGUCUCCUGGCUUUGAAGAGUCACUACAUCCUCGAUACGGUCCUUUCCAGUCUUUUGGCGGUUGCGGUGCUCGAGAAUGAUAUCCUGAUGAGGGAGACGACGACGUUCGGACCGCCUCCGAGGGCUCCGGUGGGGAGGAAGCCGAGUUUUCGAGGGUCUGAGAUUGAGAAGGACAGGAAGAAGGAGAAGGGGAAGAAGGGGAAGAGAUUGGGGCUGAAGAAGAGGAGGGAAGUCACGGAGAUGGUGGAGUCUUCUCCUUGGCCCGAGGAGGAAUUGGGUGGGCUUGCGAAAGGCACGUUGGCGGUGAUGGAAUUGGGGUUCAAGGCGGCGGCUUGGGUGAUUGUGGGUGGGGUGAAGGUUGGGUUUAAAGUGGGAGGGAUGGGGGUCGAAGCGCUUGGGAAGGUGGCGAAGAAGGGGUGA
Messenger RNA from Lecanosticta acicola, 2019 nucleotides. Lineage: Eukaryota; Fungi; Ascomycota; Dothideomycetes; Mycosphaerellales; Mycosphaerellaceae. The record is from the annotation of a GenBank genome assembly.